Melampsora larici-populina 98AG31 is the source of this 585-nucleotide messenger RNA. RefSeq lists its product as uncharacterized. Lineage: Eukaryota; Fungi; Basidiomycota; Pucciniomycetes; Pucciniales; Melampsoraceae. The transcript has 7 exons. The coding region runs from base 1 to 585 and encodes 194 amino acids. The record is from RefSeq and is a predicted model, not a curated record.
AUGUUAGCCAUUUGUCGUCUAUUCUUGAUCGUCACUCUUCUCGCUUCGCACGGAUUGUCCCUACCAGUGGUCGAGGGGGAUGUACAAGAAAGCUCUUCCCCGUCGACUUUAAGCACUCAUAGUAUUGUGAGGAGAAAGGAAAAGAAAAGUGGCAGUGCAGACUACGCAUCGUUCCAGAUCUCUGAUGGAACAGCUGGAAAGGCAAAAGAAAACGCCAUCAAAGUCUUCCUGACGCCAUACAAGCUGACAUUGUCAGAUAGUCUCGUGAUCGGACCAGAUGAUAACUUGAAAAAAAUUAGCAAGUCAGAUUACCAAAAAAUAAAAAGCAUGGCCUCAGUGGCAAGUAAAAGCGAAGAAGGCUUCAAUAAGGCUAUCAAGGGCGGGAAAGAUGCAGCACUUCAGAGAGGAAAGAUCGCCAACAAAGUCCUGAAGAUAAUGGGUCAUCUGACGUAUAUCUAUAUUGACAAGGCAAAUGGCAAAGGUGCUGCUGAUUUAGAAAAAGAGACCAAAAAGCUGAAAAAGAACAUAGCUACCGAUAAAGCGGAUAAUGGGAAGUCAAUGAAGUCAUUCUUAAGCAAAAAAUGA